This is a messenger RNA of Penicillium samsonianum, 837 nucleotides long. RefSeq lists its product as uncharacterized. The transcript has a single exon. The record is from RefSeq and is a predicted model, not a curated record. Bases 1 to 837 code for a protein of 278 amino acids. Gene Ontology annotation, molecular function: ATP binding; protein kinase activity. Gene Ontology annotation, biological process: protein phosphorylation. Lineage: Eukaryota; Fungi; Ascomycota; Eurotiomycetes; Eurotiales; Aspergillaceae.
AUGUCGACUGCCAACAAUCCAUCUGCCCCCCCUGCCUCCCAUAUCAAAAUCAUCGAGGUUCAUGAGUAUCUUCCUCCAGGAAUUUCAAGAAUAAUCGAUCGUGGUGGCGAGCACUUUAUUGGUGUCAUUGACGAGUCGACUGUCUUAAAAUACCCUUCCGCUCCAAGCAAUCGUGAAAGCUUUCGAGUAGAGGCUCAACUUCUCGAAACACUUGGAAGUCAUCCUAGAGUGGUCGCCUUCAAAGGGCUGACUGAGCAUGGUCUCGCUCUACAAUAUGCCCCAAAUGGUAAUCUAUACAACUACAUGACCUCGGACCCAACCCUUUCACUCGACAAAAGGAUUUAUUGGUGCAAACAAGCUGCGGAAGCAGUCAGCUAUAUCCAUAGCAAACGUGUCAUUCAUUGUGAUAUCAGUCCUCGGAAUUUCCUUCUUGAUGAGAGCUUUGAUCUCGUGCUUACAGACUUUCAAGGAAUGUUGAAGUCGGUUGAUGGCAAAACGCUAUUAGAUGGGCUGUCUCGUGAGUGCUCGAAGUCGUUUCGACCUCGGAUUCACGGGGACUAUGAGGAUGUGUAUACUGAUAUUUUUGCACUUGGUUCUGCGAUCUAUUUCAUUAUGACCGGGCACGAAAUCUUUCCGGAUCUGAACAGCUUCGAGGACGACGAGGAAAUCCUAGACCGGUUUAAACAGGGGAAGUUUCCAACCGAUGAGCAAGAACAUAUUUGUUAUUAUAUCACAGACAAAUGCUGGAAACAGCAUUAUCAGUCCGCUGGAGAUGUUGUUUUGGAUAUUAUUAAAAUACAGGAAGGAAUUGGGAAGGCGCAUCAGGAUCCAGCAUAG